This is a messenger RNA of Rubroshorea leprosula, 1408 nucleotides long. Lineage: Eukaryota; Viridiplantae; Streptophyta; Magnoliopsida; Malvales; Dipterocarpaceae. The record is from the annotation of a GenBank genome assembly.
ACUACAAUCUCUCCAUCUCUUUCUUGGAAUCAUUUUCAUUUAGACAUGGAGAAAGAAGCAGCUCAAGAGAUACAGCUCCAAAUUAUAGAUCAAGAAGAUCAUGCAAAGACGACAAAUAAUCCCACAGAUGAAAAAAUUGAGAUUCCUACCGGCAGCCGCCACCGCCUCCUCCGGAUUGCGCUCUACACCGUCUUUGUACUUGCUGGUCAGUCGAUAGCUAUACUGCUUGGAAGACUUUACUUUCAGGAAGGUGGAGGCAGCACAUGGGUGGCAACCCUUGUGCAGGUCACCGGAUUCCCCAUUCUCAUUCCUUAUUACUUUCUUAAUCUCUCCAAUACCAGAAUUCUUGAUAAACCAAUUGAAACAGAGAAAUCUUCUUUCAAAUGGGUUAUCUUUGUUUAUGUUUCCCUUGGACUGCUGGUUGCCGGAAUUUGCUUUAUGUAUGCAGUUGGGAUACAGAAACUUCCGGUGUCCACAGUGACACUCAUCUCUGCCUCCCAAUUGGGUUUCAACGCUUUCUUCUCCUACUUUCUCAACUCCCAAAAGUUCACUCCUUUUAUAAUCAACUCUUUAGUCCUCCUCACCGUCUCCUCCGUCCUCCUCGUCUUCCAACCCGACUCCGAGAAGGCUGCGGGAAUCUCCAAAGAGGAGUACACCGUCGGGUUUCUCUGUACCAUGGGGGGAACAGCAGGGACCGGACUGCUUCUUGCUCUGCAGCAGGUCGUCUUCAGGAAAGUGAUUAAGGGUCAAACUUUUAAGACCAUAGUGGACUUGUCAUUCUACCAAGCCUUCUUCGCCACCGUGUUUGCCACGGUGGGGUUUUUUGCCAGCGGAGACUGGAAGGGAGUGAAAGCAGAGAUGGAGGGGUAUAAUCUGGGAAAGGUUUCUUAUGUCAUGACUCUGGUUUGGACGGCUAUAGGGUGGCAAAUGUUCGACAUGGGUGCGAUCGCGUUGAUUUUUGAGGUGUCUGCUCUCUUCUGCAACGCCAUAAGCGUGGUGGUGUUUCCUAUGGUUCCGAUCAUAGCCAUCUUCGUUUUCCAUGACAAAUUCGACGGGAUAAAGGUGAUCUCCAUGGUGUUGGCAAUUUGGGGCAUUGUUUCUUAUGUUUAUCAGCAUUACCUCGAGGAUAGGAAAUCAAAGAAGGAGGCUGAAUUUGCUAGUGAAGUUCCUGAAGUUACUGCCAGUAAUGCAAGAGGCUGACGGAUAGGAAACUUUCCUUUUUUUUGAAGUAGAGAGAAUGGUGCUCUUAAGGUCUGAACUCAAAACUCGAAUAUCAUCACAUUAUAUUUAAGACAUGAUCAUUAAUUAGGUCGUGACAGCUAAUUCAAGAAUAGAAAUUUAUACUGGAUGCUGAUCAUAUAUACAUAAUCUAGGCAUGUUAUUUACUUUUAAUUAUUAAUAAAGAAGA